Messenger RNA from Glossina fuscipes, 13000 nucleotides. RefSeq names its product obscurin (gene Obsc). The record is from RefSeq and is a predicted model, not a curated record. Gene Ontology annotation, cellular component: neuronal cell body; plasma membrane; axon. NCBI's taxonomy places the organism in Eukaryota, Metazoa, Arthropoda, Insecta, Diptera, Glossinidae. Gene Ontology annotation, biological process: homophilic cell-cell adhesion; synapse organization; protein phosphorylation. The coding region runs from base 101 to 13000 and encodes 4299 amino acids. The transcript is spliced from 34 exons. Gene Ontology annotation, molecular function: guanyl-nucleotide exchange factor activity; protein kinase activity; axon guidance receptor activity.
AAUUUUAUUUUAAAAAAAAAAAAAAAUUAUUAAAAAAAAAAAACAAAAUUAUUUUGCUAUGUUUACUUAUUAAUGGAUAUUAAUUAAAAGGCAGUCAAACAUGGAAACGGCAUUUGAUAUUUUAAUAGUUAAUAAAGAUUUCAAAGCUGAAUCUGCUGACUCUGUGACGCUUUCACGUGGUGAUAUAGUUGAAGUGCUAAAAACUUCGCAAGAAGAAACUAAAAAAAACGUUAACGAAGCCGAUUCCACAACUAAAUAUUUGGUAAGAGUUUUUGGUAGCGAUUCUCUUAAACAAGGAUGGGUCCCGAAAGAUAUACUGGAAACGAGUGAUUUCAGUACCGUACUUGAUGGCAAUGACAAAGAGACCGCUGAGUUACAAAAAAAAGCCGUUAUACGCGAGCUGAUAGAAACCGAAGAGGAAUUCAGCAAAGAUUUGCAACAUGUAGUCGAUCGCUAUAUUAAAGCUGUUGAUGCCGCCACCGCUCCACGGACCGUACGCGAUAGUAAAGAUGUAAUAUUUGGUAAUUUCCAACAAAUCGCUGAAUUCCAUAACAUGGUUUUCAUUGAUGGUGUAAAAUAUUACGCUGAUAAGCCGAGUAUGGUGGUUAAGACAUUUUUACGUUUGGAAAGAGAUUUUGAUAUGCAUGUGAAAUACUGCAAAACCGAACCAGUUGCCCAAGAAUACUUGUCCUCUAAUAAGGAGGCGUAUACAUUUUUCCAGGAAAUAUCGAAUCGACACAGCGACGAGAAAUCGUUAAGUGAACAUCUUAAAUUGCCGAUACAACGAAUUAACGAUUAUCAAUUACUUUUAAAGGAUUUGCUUAAAUUCUCACUGACCCUUAAAGAAAAUAUUAAAGACAUCCAAAAGGCUUUAGAGUUAAUGCUUAGCGUUCCUAGUCGAGCAUUCGAUAAUACAUUUUUGAGUAGCAUUGAAGGUUACCGCGGUAACAUCAGUAAAAUUGGCCGUUUGCUCUUGCACGAAUGGUGGUCAGUUAUUGAUAAAGAGAAUAAAUCGCAUGAAAGAUAUUUAUUUUUAUUUAAAUCACGGAUACUUAUUUGUAAGGUUCGUAAAAUAAGUGACAAACGUUCGGUUUUUCUAUUACAAGAUAUUAUACGUUUACCUGAUACUCAAGUAGAGGAUGAUGCGGCAAAUAAUGUAAUUAAAUUUACGGGGAAAACAAAAUCGAAAGAUACAAAUCUUCCCAUUAUCAUAAAACCGCAUAACGGUAAUAAGGAGUUACGACAGAGAUGGUAUUUAGAAAUUGGUGCUCAUAUUGAUAAGGAAGUUACAUUGCAAGAGCAUAGAGCCGAUGAUUUACGUGUAGAUCCGACACAAGUGAAUUUAGAGCCCGAAUUGAAUCUGCCACAAAAGGCUGAAGCCUAUAAUCCCGAUACAAGUAUUCGUGCCUCUGAUGUGGCUAAAGAUCAUUUCUUAACUAAGGAGGAGAAAGAACGUUAUCAAGCGGAAUACCAAGAACUCUUACGCUUAGAAAAAGAAUCCAUAGAUCGUUACAAUAAAACGAAACUCGAAAGUUAUCAGUCGUCAUCUCAAAAAACGGUCACGAAAUCUAACGAAACUGUACAACAAACGCAAAUUACGCAAAUUUCGGAAAAAAUUACUCAAGAGAGCCAGCAAUCAGCUAAACUUGAUGAGCAAUUUAUUACAAAAUCGAUAGAAGUAGAGAAAAACGAGAAGGUAGUAAAGACUGUUCCACAACACAUUGAGGAACAGGAGGCACCUGUUAAGCAGGAACAAAUAGCCAAAAAAUCGGCUAGUAAAACUCCGGAACAAGUUACACCCGCUAAAAGAACAACAGAAACUCACGCAGCCCCCAGUAAGCCAUUAGAAGUUAGCAAGGUCACAAAACAAAAAAGCCCUGAGCCAAAUAAAAUUUCCCAAGUAGCUCAGAAACAAACAGAGUCUUCGAAAACAAUUACAAAAGAAAGUGUUAGUAAGACAGUAGAGGCUACUGUACAGCAGUCCGCUGAAGGUAACCUUAAUAAGCCAGUAGAAGUUGUUUCUCCUCAGAAAAAAGACGAAUCUGUUGGAGGUUCCGAAGAAAUUUCCAACAAAUCGAAGAAAGCUGCAAGUCCACCUCAGCAAGCAAGCUCCAACCAAAAAAAUAAAGUCCAGCAGGGACAAAAAACUGAGGAUAGAACAGAAGCUAAAGCGCUACAAACUGCUUCGCAUUCAUCUACGAUAACUCAAAAAACUAUAGUAACUGAAGAAAGCAAAGACUCUGCUCAAGAAUCUUCGCCUAAAAAAGUCAAGAGAGAAGGUAUUCAGAAGGCUAAGGAAAGUGAAUUUAGGGAAAGUGAGAUUUCAUCAGCGGGUCAACAACAGGAACAAGACACUACUGGUAAGAAUAUUAAAGCCAUGUCGGCACCCGCUUUAACUCCUCAGCCUGAGCUUGAGCCUGAGCCUGUGCCUGUGCCUGUGCCUGAGCCUAAGCCUGAACCUGAACAAACGCAAGAACCUAUGCAAGCGCCUAUCAUAACUGUCACACAAGAUAUCAUACCACGACACAAGAACAUUGAGCUUCAAGAUAUAGUUGGCUAUAAAGAGGCCACUGGUGAUCAUGAUCAAGACGCCAGCGGUGGAAGAUCGAAUGUUUUCACUAUUAAGGAUAACGCCACGCUUAUGCAUUGGAAUAACACACUUACAGAUAUAACAUAUGGACGUGAUGGUUUCGAUGGUGGCUUUGGUCCACCGCCGCCACCCCUACCGCCACAUUUUGUACGCAUGCCCGGCUUUUUUCAACCUUUACCACGCAUUGCUUAUGAAACAUCUAUUGAGAUACUAAUUAUAAAAGCCCGUCCCCCUUCACCCCCACCUCCCAUUACACUAAUACCACGCGUGGUUGUGCACAACGAAGCUUUGGAAAUGAAAUCGCAAAAUUUCCUAGAAGGCAUUUACGAAACGGAUAGUUUUGACACAUCGUUACGUACAGCCAAAAAGAAAAUACGCUCGAUUAAGAGCACGGUAUUGAAAUCGACCGAUUCGACCAAGUAUGCAGUUGAUACAGUGAAGAAAGCUCAAGCGCGAGACUUUUUGCACAUUUUCACGCCACCCAUUAAAAAAAAAAGACCUAUUUAUGAAAUUGUCGAAGAACCAUCGCGAAGCGAUGUCAGCGAUUCUGAAUCGGUCUACGAUGAAUUGAAAAGUGAAAUACGUGAGCAUAGCGUUACUCGCACGGAAGACUAUUUAUCUGUUUCAGUGGCUUCAAGACGACGUCCCGGCAGUAGAGCACGCGAAUCGAGAGGAACUUCAUAUGAUAGCACUGCUGAAGUAGAUGCACUACUAAAACCACAAAGACAUGUUUUAGAUCGCAGCACUAGUACGCUACGUCCCGAUAGUCAAUUAGAAGACCGUCCCUACUCACGUCAGUCGAUUGCGUCAAGAGCCGGAGCACGCUCCGCUGCCUCGCUCAUGAUGGAGGGUCGUGCACCACGAUCGAUUGAAAAACCGGUCGUUAUUAAAAUGCUAAGAUGUUUGCAAGCGCAACCUGGCGAACCCGCUCAUUUUGAGAUACAAUAUAGAGAGAAACCAGGCUUGGUCGUUUGGUUAAAGGAUAACAAACCGUUAGAUGACGUUUUAGCUGAUCGUAUAACGCAAAUUGAAGCUCCAAUGAAUUCUUAUCGCUUGGAUAUUAAAAAUUGCAGCGAACGUGAUACGGCUGCUUACACCGCCAAAGCCACAACGGGCACUGAAACUACCACUUGUACGGCUCAAUUGGUAGUUGGUCAAGUUGCCGGCCACGAUGAAUCGAAAACGAAUGUACCACCAAUCUUUCUCGUUAGCUUAAGAGAUGCCGAAAUGUUGGAGACAACAAUGUUCCGGUUUCUUAUCAAAAUUAUGGGUGAUCCCAAGCCUAAAGUUCAAUUUUUCAAGGAUGAUCAGGAGAUUUUGGAAAAUGAUGAUGCUCGUGUCCAUGUUGUGCGUGAGAAAGAUUAUUUGGGUUAUUACGAACUGGUGAUCAACGAAGUCCUAAAAGAAGAUGCUGGCACCUACGUAUGCAAAGCUGUCAAUAAACACGGUGAAGCGUUAUGUGAGGCCAGAGUAACAACAGUGGAGGAUAAAAAUCCCUUUGGUUCCUUGGCCGGUCAAAUUUUGCUACCCGGUGAAAAACCAGUCUUCACAUGGAAACGCAAUGGUGUCGAAUUUGAUCCCGAAGAGAGAUUUAAAGUGUUAUUUGGUGAAGAUGAAGAUUCUUUAGCUUUAGUAUUUCAACAUGUGAAACCUGAGGAUGCUGGCAUUUACACUUGUGUAGCCCAGACUACUACGGGUAGCAUCUCAUGUAGUGCAGAGCUAACCGUUCAAGGUGCUAUUCAAACACUUUACCGAGAGCCGGAAAAACCAACUUUGGUUAUUGAACAUCGUGAAGCUAAUACGCAUGUGGGAGGCACUGCCAUAUUGGAAUUGCAAUGCAAAGGUUUUCCUAAACCGGCCGUUCAAGUUAAGCACGAUGGUACGGUUGUCGAAAUGGAUGAGAGGCAUAAAUUCCUAUAUGAAGACGAUGAAAGUAUGUCACUGCUUAUUAAAAACGCCAACACCGACGACGCUGGUGUCUACUCGUUCCAUGCCGUGAAUGAUUUGGGUGAAGAUACUUCAGAAAUUAAUUUAACCAUUAAGGCUCCUCCCAAAAUCAAGAAGAUUACAGAUGUCACGUGUAAUGUUAGCGAAACAGUGAGAAUAGAAGUGGAAGUGGACGGCAAUCCUGCUCCCAUUUUGAACUUAACCAAUAAUGGCAAAGAUAUUACCGAAGAAAAGAAUAUUAAGCUAGGAACAACGGUUAUAGGAAAAACCAGUCAAAAAGUCUCAAUAGAAAUCGUGGACAUUAAAUUAUCACAGGCUGGAAAUUAUUCGCUUAGAGCGACUAAUGAUUUGAGUCAAACUUCCGAGUAUUGGACCUGCACAGUACAUUCAAAGCCUGUGUUUGUGAAAUCCUUAGAGGAGGAAUACAUCCACGGCGAAAAGGAGACGGUUCUAAUGACUUGCAGAAUUGAUGCUUAUCCCGAAUCUAAACUUACUUGGUACCAUGAUGAAACUGUGAUCAACUUGAAGGACUCAACUAAAUAUUCGGUGUCGUGUGAUGGUAAUGCUUACACUCUAAAAAUGACAGGAGUUACACGGGUGGAUGCGGGCGCUUAUUCAGUCAAAGCCGAGAACGAACACGGCAGUGCUACUAGUAAAACAAAACUGCUAAUUAAAUGCACUCCGGAGAUAACGAAAAGCUUGAAAAAUAUAACUGUAACUGAAGGCGAUACAGAGGUUACGCUUAAUGUUGGCGUUGAUGCUUAUCCCAAACCGCAUGUGAAAUGGUUUAUCGACGGCAUCGAAAUUGAAGAAAAACGAAACGAGUACAGACGUCAAGAAGACGGUAAUGACUAUAAACUAAUAUUGAAAGAAGUAACCACAGCCUUGCAAGGCUCAUACAGUUGCGUGAUAAUGAACGACUACGGUAAAUUGCAAAACGAGUGCAAGGUCACAGUGAAUUGCAAACCUAAAAUUAGAAGGCCUUUAAAAGAUGUAGAAGUAGAGCAAGGCAAUGAUUUAACUUUAGAAACUGAUAUCUAUGCUGAACCCGAAGCUACGAUUAAAUGGUUUAAGAACGGUCAGGAAUGUAAAGCUGAUGCUCACAUCAAAAUCACACGGGAUUCAUACCACACGGAAUCCUAUUACAUGACUCUGAAUAUUUGCAAGACUGAGGAUGCCGGCAAUUACGAAGUUCGAGCCAAAAACACGAUCGGUGAAAGCACUUCUAGUUGUCAGGUUACAAUAUUAACUAAACCUGAAAUAUCUCAUGUGGAUAUAUUUGAGAAGCACAGCUUUGAGUCUGUGCCGCUUAAAUAUGAAGUAAUUGCUCAUGGAAUACCGAAACCAGAAGCUAUUUGGCUAAAAGAUGGAAAAGAAAUAAAAGCAGAUGGCCAACGGACUUUUAUCAUUGUAGAUAAAGAUGUCUACCGUUUGGAGAGAAAAGAGCUCAAGUUGGAAGAUGCCGGUGACUACAAAGUAAUCAUUAAAAAUAAAGUGGGCGAAAAAAGCCACCAGGGCGUACUUUCUUUGUCUCCUGUCGCUGAAUAUCGUCGUCCGAAUAUCAAGCGUGGAGCUCUCUCAGAUAUAAGUACCCAUAAGGGGAAACCUUUGGAUCUAUGCGUUGUAUUCACUGCCGAUCCUGCUCCGCAAAUUGCUUGGCUUAAAGACGGCAAAGCCACUCAAGGUGAUGAUCAUGUUAAAAUCACCUUAGAUAAGAAAGACUUUGAACAUGGACUUAUUGAAUACACUUGUACUUUGCAUAUUGAUGCAACCAAACAUGAAGAUAAUGGUCGCUAUGAAUUGAAAGUUGAUAACAAAUAUGGUAAAUUUGAGACUAGUUGCUGGGCGGAUAUUCUUUCAAAGCCCGAAAUCAUCGGUCUCAACGAUCAAGGCUGUUUACCCGGCGAUACCGUAUGCUUUGAUGUUGUUGUCCAAGCCAAUCCCAAGCCUAAGGUAACUUGGAGCCGUGGGAAUGAGAAUUUAUGCAAUAACGAUAAUUGCGAAGUGAUUGCUGAUGUGGACGCCGAAAAAUACCGUUUAGUUUUCCAAACUAUUACCUGCACCGAUGGUGGAGUUUAUAAUUUGACAGCUGUCAACAAUGAAGGCACCACCAGUCAAGAUUUCAAACUCAAUGUUCACGUGGAAAAGCCUAAGUUUGUUACACCACCUGAAGAUCAAAUUGUCCAUGAUUAUAGCCCGUCUUUGACCAAAGUUUUGGUACAUGGUAUACCUCGGCCCAAACUGGAAUGGUCGAAGGAUGGUAAACCUCUUGAGGUGACAGCUAAAGACAAAGCUUCAGGCGAACCUUUGUAUAAAGUGCAUACUGCUCCAGUGGGUAGUGAUCAGAUAUCUAGUGAAAUGGAAAUUUUGCACUUCCGCUUAAACGAUAUUGGCCGCUACGCUGCUGUAGCCACUAAUGAUGUAGGCACAACAGAAGGCCCUUUCACUUUAACAAUGCAAUCUUUGGCGCCCACAUUCGUAAAGAGUUUAGAGCCCACGAAAGAGGUACAUGAAGGUGAGCCAUUGAUUUUGGAAUGCAUCAUAGACGGUAGCCCCUUGCCUGUUGUAUUAUGGUAUAGAGAUAAUGAGGAAGUUAAACCCAGUGAACACGUUAAAAUUACCUCUACGCCGGAAGGUUUAAUUAAAUUAGAAAUUGAACAAUGUCUACCUAAUGAUUCGGGUGCUUAUAAAUUGGCCAUAACUAACGAACAUGGCAAAAAGGUGGCGCUGUGUGCUGUCGCUAUAACACCCAAGCCAUUGCCUCCAAGAUUCGUCAAGCCGCUCCAGGAUCAAAAUGUUACGGUAGGAGAAGUUCUUAAGCUGGAGGCCCAUGUCGAUGGCUUCCCUGCUCCUGAAAUUAAAUGGUUUAAAGAUGGUGUCCUUUUACGACCUAGUAAGGAAAUCAAUUUUAUUAACAAUCCUAAUGGUCAGAUAGGCAUAAGCAUUGACUCCGCAACGCCCCAAUAUUCGGGCAUUUACAAGUGCGUAAUAAGCAAUAAAGGUGGAGAGGUAGAAAGUACUGCCAAAAUUCAAGUUUUACCCAAACCCAGCAAACCCGAAUUCAUUGCCGAACUGCAAGACUCAAGAAGUGUUGAAGGCUUUCCGGUUAAAAUGGAUGUUAAAAUUGUGGCCAAUCCUUUACCUGAAGUUAAAUGGUUCCAUAAUGGUCAAGAGUUAUUGCCACAAAGUCAACAUUGCAUUUUGGUUGAAAACCCUGACCAUUCGUACAGUAUGAUUAUUGAGAAACCUUCAAUCAAGGAUUCUGGUUUGUAUGAGGUAAUUGCCACAAACCCUCAUGGCAGCGUAGCAUCUAAAGCUAAGCUGUAUGUGGCUCCGAUAACUGACGAGAACUCAGCCGAAGAACCGCCUGGUUUUGUGUCUGGGUUGCGCGACGUAAGCGCCGAUGAAGGUCAGGAAUUGUCAUUCUUGGCUCCUUUCGUUGGCAAUCCUAUGCCUGAGACGAUAUGGAGUAAGGACGGUGUUCCUCUUUCACCUAACGAACGUACACUCAUGACUUGUGACGGCAAGCACGUAGGUUUGAUUAUUAAGCCGUCUGAAACUUCUGAUUCUGGAGUUUAUAGCUGCCUACUGGCUAAUCCGCUAGGUGAAGAUACUUCGAAAUGUCAUGCGAAUGUGCGUAAAGUAUACAAGAAACCUGUAUUUACCCAGAAAAUUACGGAACAGCAACAAGUAUAUGGCGGUGACGCCAAAAUUACUGUAAGCGUGUCGGGCGUACCCUAUCCCGAAUUGAGCUGGUACUUUAACGAAAAACCUAUAGCGGAGGGUGAUAAAUAUUCAAUGCGGCACGAUGGUGAUCACCAGACUCUUACCGUAAAAGAUUGUGGCGAUGCCGACAAAGGCAUCUAUAAAUGCAUAGCAACUAAUCGCGAGGGUAAAGAUAUUACUCAGGGACGUCUCGAUGUUGUUAAUGAAAUCAAAAAGCAUACUCGUGCUGAGCCGCCUGUGUUUCUUAAGAAAAUUGGCGAUUGUGAUAUUUACGCUGGUAUGGCAGCCAAGUUUACCGCCAUGGCCACUGGUUAUCCCAAACCUGAAGUUGAAUGGUUUAAAAACGGUCAAAAACUAUUCAAUACUGACAAAAUUCAUAUUGAAACCGAACCAAAUGGCCUAAUGCGUUUAUCGAUCAAAGAUGUAGACCACACAGAUGUGGGGCGCUAUGUAUGCCGCGUCUUCAAUCCACAUGGCGAUGAUCAAUGCGAGGCCGAACUUCUUUUUGAUACUUUUGAUAGUCACGCUCAAGUACCUUUAAGUGAACAAUAUCGUGAUUACAAUAAGUACAAACAUACCGGUGCUCCUACACCGCUUUCUGAUCCACCUCACAUAAUUAAAAUGACUGAUCAUUACCUACAACUGGCUUGGAAACCUUCCGUUCCAACGAUGCCUCGCUAUCCUGUUACAUACCAAUUGGAAAUGCUGGAUUUACCCGACGGUGAUUGGCAUACUGUACGUACGGGUAUCCGUCGAUGUGAUUGUAACAUAAGGGAUCUGGAACCAUUUAGGGAUUACAGAUUUAGAGUUCGUGUAGAAAAUAAAUUUGGUGUGAGUGAUCCGAGCCCAUAUUUGCAAACUUACAGAUCAAAAUUGGUACCUGAGCCACCAAAAACAUAUACUUAUUUGUCUCCCGGUGUAGACUUUAGACCAGAGACGUCACCUUAUUUCCCGAAAGAUUUUGACAUAGAAUGUCCCCCUCAUGAUGGAUUAGCUCAAGCACCGCAAUUUUUACGCCGUGAACGUGAUGUUACUUAUGGUGUAAAAGGUCAUAACACCGAGUUAAUGUGGUUUGUCUACGGUUACCCGAAACCAAGGAUGACUUAUUAUUUUGAUGAUAUGCUUAUUGAACCAGGUGGACGGUUUGACUUCAGUUACACUCGCAAUGGCCAGGCGACACUGUUUAUUAAUAAAAUGCUUGAUCGUGACGUGGGUUGGUAUGAAGCUGUGGCGACUAAUGAGCAUGGAGAGGUUCGUCAGCGUGUGCGGUUAGAAUUGGCGGAAUAUCCACGUUUUACCAAACGCCCCGAAGAAACUUUUAUUAUGGGACGCAAAAAUGGUCGCAUAGAAGCUCACGUGGUAGGUGUACCACAUCCUGAAAUUCGUUGGUAUAAAGAUUGGCAACCUUUGGCUGAGAGUAGUCGUAUUAAGAUGCGUCAUAUUGAACCUAAUGUGUAUAUAUUAUCCAUUAACGAUUCCAUUCUUAAAGAUGGUGGUCUCUAUUCUAUCAGUGCUCGUAACGUAGCGGGCUCAGUGAGUUCAUCGAUUAUGGUGCACAUUGAGGAUAGUGAAGAUCAGUAUAUAUUCGAUACCUACGGCCGGCAUCCUUAUGUCCGCUUUAAACCCAUACGGUUUGAAGACAAAUACGAUAUAGGAGACGAACUGGGUCGGGGAACACAGGGUAUUACUUACCAUGCCGUGGAAAGGGCAUCAGGCGAUAAUUAUGCCGCCAAGAUUCAAUACGGUAAACCUGAACUACGACCCUUCAUGCUUAAUGAAAUGGAGAUGAUGAACAUGUUGAAUAGUCGUCACUUGAUACGUUUGCAUGACGCCUAUGAAACUGAGCAGCAUGUAACGUUAAUUUUGGAAUUAGCUGCUGGUGGUGAACUGGUUAGAGAUAAUUUAUUACGCCGAGAUUAUUACCGAGAGCGUGAUAUUGCUAAUUAUAUUCGCCAAACGCUGUGGGGCUUGGAGCAUAUGCAUGAUACAGGCUUAGCUCAUAUGGGCUUAACCAUUAAAGAUCUCUUAAUUUCUGUGGUGGGCAGUGAAAUUCUAAAAAUCUCCGAUUUUGGCUUAACACGUCGUAUUAAUACUCAUCAUUUGACAACCUUGGAUUUUGGCAUGCCAGAAUUUGUUUCCCCUGAGGUGAUUAACAAAGAAGGUGUUAGCUAUGCUCAUGAUAUGUGGACUGUGGGUGUUAUAACAUAUGUCCUGCUUGCUGGUCAUAAUCCCUUCCGUGGUGCCAACGAUCGCGAGACUUUGCAGAGAAUUAAGGAAAGCCACUGGGACUUCAGUGAUUCCAUUUGGACUCACAUAACUGACGAGGGACGCGAUUUUAUUCGGCGUUUGCUAUUUUAUAGCCCUGAAGAACGUAUGGAUGUUCAUACGGCGCUCCGGCAUCCUUGGUUCUACAUGCUAGACCGUAAAGUAACCGAAGAUGAGUACCUCAUAAAUACCGAUCGUUUGCGUAAUUAUUACAAUGGAUUUAGAGAUUGGUACGGUAAUGCUUCAUGCAAGCACUACUUCCGUCGCCGGCGGUUGAGCGGCUGUUGGACGCAUCCAUCAAAAAUGGUUUACCCUCCAGGUUUUGUAUAUACACCAGAGCCCACACCAGAGCCCUUGCCUGAACCCAAAAUACGUAGCAAACGGGCUGAACCAUAUUCAAAGUUCUUACAUCCGGAUUACGAAUUAGGUCUUAUACAGUCCGAGAGUCACUAUCAGUAUGGUCCUGACACAUAUCUGCUACAAUUGCGUGAUGUUAGUUUCCCGGUACGUCUCAGAGAGUACAUGAAAGUGGCUCAUCGUAGAUCGCCUUCGUUUGCCUUAAAUGACAGUGUCGAUUGGACGUUGCCUAUUAUACGGGAACGUCGUCGUUUCACCGAUAUUAUGGAUGAAGAAAUUGAUGAUGAGCGUACACGUAGCCGCAUUAGCAUGUACAGCGCCCAGGAUUCUUACACAAUCCGUCGCCUUCGUACUGAAUUAGGUCCCCGCUUGGACGAAUAUACGGAAGCAGAAGCUUUAAUCGAAUGCCGCCGUGAAGGUUACCCGCCAUUUUUCAGAGAGAAACCACAAACUUUGGCCGUUACAGAAGGCCAACCCGCGCACAUUCACUGCUUUGCUGUCGGUGAUCCCAAACCUUGUGUCCAGUGGUUUAAAAACGAUAUGGUAUUAAUUGAGAACAGCCGUAUAAAGUUCCACACUGAUGAAGACGGUCGAUCUAUUUUGCGCUUCGAGCCAGCCAUGCAAUUCGAUGUCGGUGUUUAUAAGGCGGUAGCACGCAACAAAGUCGGUCAAACUUUAGCUAGAUGUCGUGUGGUAAUCGCUUCUUUGCCAGAUGCACCAGAUUCUCCCGAAGUAUCGGCUGCCAGCGGCAGUGAGAUUCUGUUGCGUUGGAAGCAACCGCGCGAUGAUGGCCACACUUCAGUACUAUGCUACAGUUUGCAAUAUAAACGCGUCGACAGUGAUGCAUGGGCUACUAUUGCCGACAAUAUUGACCACGAAUUCUUUUUGGUGCAUGACCUUCAACCCAAUACUAAUUAUAUGUUUAGAUUGGCUUCUAGAAACCGUAUUGGUUGGAGCAAAAUGGGUAUACCGAUCACGGCGUCAACUUCGGGCUCCGAUUCUCCCAAAAUUCACAUUACCAAGGCUAUGAAACACUUGCAGUUGCAAACUGAAAAUGGUCAGACAGUAGUGCCGGAAGAAGAACGUGUCCACACCGACUAUCAUUGCGAACGUGAACCACCGAACUGGGUGACAGACCAUUCAGUUAAUGAAAAAUACAGUUUCAUCUCGGAAAUUGCACGUGGGGAAUUCAGUACCAUCGUGAAGGGAAUACAAAAGUCCACCGAUGCUGUUGUAGUGGCGAAAAUAUUUGAAGUGACUGAGCAAAAUGAAGAAGAAGUAGUAACGGAGUUUGAUAAUUUUAAAACUUUACGGCACGAACGUAUACCGGCUCUAUUCGCAGCCUACAAGCCUUUGAACGUACCCGUAGCUAUAUUUAUUAUGGAAAAGUUACAAGGUGCUGACAUAUUAACAUACUUUAGUAGCCGCCAUCAAUACUCGGAACAAAUGGUAUCCACCGUAAUUAUGCAACUGCUCGAUGCCUUACAGUAUUUACAUUGGCGUGGUUAUUGUCACUUGAAUCUACAACCAGACAAUAUAGUUAUGGCUUCGGUGCGUUCUAUACAAAUAAAACUGAUAGAUUUUGGUUGCGCUCAGAGAGUUAAUAAAUUAGGAAAACAAGUGAAGGCAUGCGGUUUCCUAGAUUUCCAAGCACCUGAAAUGGUUAUGGAAGAGCCUGUUUAUCCACAAACUGAUAUUUGGUCAGUGGGCACUUUAAGCUAUUUGCUGCUAUCCGGUGUAAGUCCAUUCCGAGGAGCAGAUGAAUAUGAGACUAAACAAAAUAUAGCCUACGUACGCUAUCGAUUCGAAAAUCUGUACAAAGAAGUCACACCAGAAGCAACACGUUUCAUUAUGUAUUUAUUUAAGCGACAUCCCACGAAACGUCCCUAUACCGAAGACUGUCUUGAGCAUAGAUGGCUGAUGUCCUCCGAUUAUAUGGUGAAGAAACGUGAACGUGCUGUUUUCUUGGGUCAUCGCCUAAAGGAAUUUUCUGAUGAAUAUCAUGCUCAAAAAACGGCAACAGCCUCGCCAAAAAUCUCCUUCGAAGGUGGGCCUACGCCUUCACAGCUAUUGCGUUCAAAUAGCAUACAAGAAGAGCUUUUAACCACUUACUGA